AUGGCCACUCUAUGUACUCUAAUAGCAGCCUUACGACUUACCGUUCGCCUACACAUCAAUAAACACCUAGGACUUAGCGACUGGCUCAUGGCAGGAGGCGUUAUCCUAAACUUCCUGGGCUGCGUACCUUACGCAGUACUCGCGGCAAAAGGUGGCCAAGGCCGUCUAAUGGCAGAUCCAUGGUGGCUUGUAUCAGGGCGUACAUCGUACGAACUACAUAUGAUUUUCAUUACGCAGUGUCUCAACGUCUACGCAAUGUUCCUUGUCAAGGCGUCCAUUUGCGCUUACUUGAUGGCAUUAGAUUUUGGACGCAGCUAUCGCAUUCUCAUCUGGACAUCUGUUGUUAUCGUAGUGCUAUGCAACUUUGUCAUGAUGCUUAUACUGCACUUUGCGUACUGCCGGCCUUACUACUCGCGGUGGGAUUUUAGUGUCAAGGGAGAGUGUUGGCCUGAAGCAGUCAGUGAUGCAACGGCUUACGUGCAGAUUGCAUCCAAUAUCAUUACCGAUUUAAUCUAUGCUGCUGCACCUAUCGUGUACCUAAGGCAUAUUCAGCUCAGCAAGCAGACGCAGUGGGGCGUCCGAAUUGUUUUCCUACUGGCGCUGGUUGGCACCGGGCUUUCCGUUGCCAAAAUCCCCAUCACCACCAAGCUUCUCAAGUCACAAGAGAUGAUGUGGGAUGCUAUUGAUCUGAGUAUUUGCAGCAUCAACGAGGUCUGCGUCGGCAUCAUCGUCGCAAACCUUCCGCUCCUGCGAAACACUAUCCUAAGUCUGUUCCCGAAGAUCAUCCCAGCGAGCUUUGCCACAGCCAUGGGUGUCUCGCAAAAACCCACCAGCCAGUUUGAUAUGGUCCCUUCGCACUAUGCUUCCAAGGGCCGCACCAAGCUGCAAGAUGACGACGAAGAAAGCGAGCGUUGCAUACUAGAGUUGGGGGAGAGACAGCGAAAUUGGAGUAUUAUGAAGACUACUCAAGUGGAUGUUUACAACGAAGAUGCAAAAUCAUGCCAAAUAAGCCCUACCAAAAACCCUUUUUAG
Bipolaris zeicola 26-R-13 is the source of this 1032-nucleotide messenger RNA. RefSeq lists its product as uncharacterized. NCBI's taxonomy places the organism in Eukaryota, Fungi, Ascomycota, Dothideomycetes, Pleosporales, Pleosporaceae. The coding region runs from base 1 to 1032 and encodes 343 amino acids. The transcript is spliced from 4 exons. The record is from RefSeq and is a predicted model, not a curated record.